Molecule: messenger RNA, 528 nt
Organism: Paramecium octaurelia
Lineage: Eukaryota; Ciliophora; Oligohymenophorea; Peniculida; Parameciidae
Source: the annotation of a GenBank genome assembly
AUGCAAACAAAUUAGAAUGAUGAGUUUUAUCUCAGAUAUUAGUAAUUUAUAAGUUGUAUAAAUAGUGUUGGACACAAAGGUGUGUAUGGACAUGAAUUUCUUGAAUUCGAGUUUAGGAGUGAUGGAAGAUUAAGAUAUGCAAAUAAUUCCAACUAUAAAUCAGAUGUAUUAAUCAGAAAGGAAUGCUAUGUUUCAGAAUCAGUGAUUUCAGAGUUCAAGAGAAUAAUCGAAGAAUCAGAAAUCAUUAAGUAUAAAUUGAAUAUAAUUGAAGAGAGAAUGAUUCAAAAUGGCCAGCUCCAGAUAAAAUUGGAAGAUAAGAAUUAGAAAUCAAAUUGGGGAAUGCUCACAUUUCAUUUACUACAUCAAAACUUGGAUCAAUUCAUGAUGUGUAAAGCAGUUAGGAUCCAGAUGGUUUAAGAGUUUUCUUUUACCUAAUUCAAGACUUGAAAUGCUUUGUAUUUUCAUUAAUUGGACUUCAUUUUAGAGUAAGCUUCUAUUUAAUUAUUAUAGAUAAAACCUGUAAAUUGA